UUUUUCCUUACGUCAUCGAAAUAAACAGAAGGAAACUUAACCUAUUAUGUUGCGGGCGAGUGUCGCACAGUGCCGAAUAAGAAUAAGAACAAUGACUACCUUGCGUCUGGCAUUGGUGCAGCUGUCCGUUGGUGAUGAUAAGGCAACAAACGUCUCGCGAGCCGUUUCUUUCAUCGAACGCGCGAAACAGGAGCGAGCCGACAUCGUGACACUGCCCGAGUGUUUCAAUUCGCCAUAUGGAACAUCUCAUUUUGCUCGAUAUGCCGAGAGCAUUCCAGACGGUGAGACGAGCGCGGCGUUGUCCGAGGCGGCAAGAAAGAACAAUGUCUAUGUGAUUGGUGGUACAAUACCGGAGAGAAACAACGACAAGUUAUAUAACACUUGCACCGUAUGGGGACCAGAUGGGAAACUCAUAGCUAUGCAUAGGAAGAUGCAUUUAUUCAACAUUGACAUUAAAGGAAAAAUUACUUUUCGCGAGAGUGACUCCCUAUCCGCCGGCAAUUCCCUUACUAUUUUUGAAGCGAAAGGUUGUAAAAUCGGUAUUGGCAUUUGCUACGAUAUUAGAUUUGAAGAAAUGGCGCGAUUAUAUAGAAACAAAGGUUGUCAGAUGCUGGUGUAUCCGGCGGCAUUCAACAUGACCACUGGCCCGCUCCAUUGGUCACUGCUACAGCGUGCCAGAGCAAACGACAAUCAAUUAUAUGUAGCCUGUGUGUCGCCGGCACGUGGCUCGCCGCCUGAAUACGUUGCUUGGGGGCAUACUCAGUUAACCAAUCCUUGGGGAGAAAUACUUGGCGAGCUGGAUGCCGUCGAGGAUAUGAUAGUCUCUGAUAUAGAUUUAAAAAUUGUGGAUGAAGUCAGAGAGCAAAUCCCGAUCUUUAAUCAACGUCGUACAGACCUAUAUGACACUAUUUGGAAGAAAGAAAAUUAGGAAGAUAUGACGAUGAUAAUACUCAUACGUCAUUAAGUAAUUGCUCGCAUGUAUUAUUAUAGGCAAUCCUAUAUAAUGAUUAACUAUUUAUGGGUAAGGGCUUUUAAUUUUACAUUCUCGAAUAUUUUAUAUAUAGAUAAAUAUUUUGUAUCUGUAUGUGUUUUAAAGCACAUGCGAUACGAUAUUGUAAAUAUAAUUGCCGGCAAAAAUCUUAUGAAUAAACUUUAUAUUAUUUGA
Acromyrmex echinatior (Panamanian leafcutter ant) is the source of this 1165-nucleotide messenger RNA. Its product is annotated as omega-amidase NIT2. Gene Ontology annotation, molecular function: omega-amidase activity. Gene Ontology annotation, biological process: oxaloacetate metabolic process; L-glutamine metabolic process. Gene Ontology annotation, cellular component: mitochondrion. Lineage: Eukaryota; Metazoa; Arthropoda; Insecta; Hymenoptera; Formicidae. The record is from RefSeq and is a predicted model, not a curated record.